Messenger RNA from Nezara viridula (southern green stink bug), 1120 nucleotides. The record is from the annotation of a GenBank genome assembly. NCBI's taxonomy places the organism in Eukaryota, Metazoa, Arthropoda, Insecta, Hemiptera, Pentatomidae.
CUUCCUACAGCGAGUAGACAACGUGCUUUCAUGUAUUGCGGUUAUGGUUGUUGUAGUUAUGUUAAUUUAUGAUUAGUUAUAAGAUAAAAUGAAUCAAGACGAUAUAGUUUGGGGUAUCAUCAACAGAACAUUUUGUUCUUUCAAAACCAACACCAAAGGACAACAAUUUUGCCGGAAUGAAUAUAACCUAACUGGAUUAUGCAGUAGGAGUGCAUGUCCCCUUGCCAACAGUAAAUAUGCCACUAUUAAAGAAGAAAAGGGAAUCAUAUAUCUUUAUAUGAAAACAGCUGAAAGGUUUUUCUUCAUUACAUUAACACCUAGAUGCAAAAUCCUUAUUAUAUUACUAAUUUUUUAUUUUUUUCCAGGGCUUGUUUUCCUAAAAAUUCAUGGGAGAGAAUUAAGUUGUCUAGAAAUUUCGAGAAAGCUAUUUAUCAAAUUAAUGAAAAUCUUUUAUACUGGGAUAAUUUCAUUAGACAAAAAUGCAAACAAAGGUUUGUCAAAAUUACCCAGUAUCUUAUCCGAAUGAGGAAGUUGAAACUCCGAAGACAGAGGAGAAUUAUACCACUUCAGAGGAAAAUAGAAAGAAGAACACGAAGAAGAGAAGAGAAAGCUCUUGUUGCUGCUAAAUUAGAUACUGCUAUUGAGAAGGAACUUUUGGAACGUUUGAAACAAGGAACAUAUGGUGAUAUAUACAACUUCCCCCGAAGUGUGUUUGAUAAAGCUUUAGAAGAAGAAGAAAUAGAAAGGGAUGAUGAAGAAAUCGAAGAGGACACAGAUGAUGAAAUGGAAAUUGAAAAAGAAGUUCAAAAUGAACUAGAAAAGGAUAUGAUAAGAUCUAAACACCAUGAAGAGCAAAUUGAUGAGUAUGUGGAAGGGGAAAGUAGUGAAGAGGAAGAGUCUGACGGAGAAAGCGGUCAAGUUGAACAGAUGGGUUCAGAUUUCGAAUUAUCUGAUGAAGAUGAUGAUAUUGAGGAUACCGAGUUGCCUUCCUCCUCAAGAAAAGGGCCAGCUAAGAAACCACAUGUUGAAAUUGAAUAUGAUUAUGAAGAUACAGCAAGAGAAAUUAACCGAUAAUGUAUUUAUUAUGCUUGUUUCUGUAAAUAUAUGUUUUUUAUUACUA